Molecule: messenger RNA, 10455 nt
Organism: Coregonus sp. 'balchen'
Lineage: Eukaryota; Metazoa; Chordata; Actinopteri; Salmoniformes; Salmonidae
Source: the annotation of a GenBank genome assembly
UUUACAGUAGGGGAGAGAGGAGAUACAAGUGAGUGGAAGUAGGUAUACAUAUAUCUAUACUUUUUAACAGUUAAUGAUAUGCGCGCGAUUAUCAUCAUCUGAUUAGCUAAGAAAAUUCGGUAGCUACCUAACUAACUAGUUGUUUGUUUAGUUAACAAAACGAUUUAGUUAGGUAGCCGCCCUGAAGAUAAAUCACGACAAUAUAAUAAUGAUUUGAAUCGAGUAGUCUACUUUUCACAAAUCAACAGUUGUCAGGAAAGCAAAAAAAAACUGCCUUUCGUUCUCGGAAAAAAACCUAUUUAAAAUGGACUAACGUUGGGAAAGUGUAGGCUACUUUGUGUCCUGCAUUCGGGGGAUAUGCUACAAAGUUUCCAUUUAAUUAAAACUGAACUUGACCAAAAUAAUGUCGACACUCUACUCACUCUUUUCUACAGGCGAAAACAAAACCCUCCCGAACAUGAGUAAGGACACAGAGGUCGAUAUGAAGGAUGUUGAGUUGAACGAGUUGGACCAGGAGAAGUUACCGAUGACCGGCGACGGACCGGGGGCUGAGAAGAAUGGGAGCGUGAAGCUGAAGGUACCGGAGGAGGAUGUUAAGUUUACCGGGCUGUCGAAGGAAGAGCUCAUGAAAGUCGCUGGCACACCCGGGUUGGUUAUUGUUGGCUACUACUUAACUGUACAACUAACUACUUAAGUUAAACAUAAUGUUGCUUGAAAUCAAUUUGCUGAUUUGAAUUGCUGAAUAUGUUAUGUGUAUUGUAUACUGAACAAAAAUAUAAACGCAACAAUUUAUUAGGCAGUAAUCUAUAGAUUUCACAUGACUGGGCAGGGGCACAGCCAUGGGUGGGCCUGGGAGGGCAUAGGCCUACCCACUUGGGAGACAGGAUCACCGACUGGGGAGCCAGGCCCUGCCAAUCAGAAUGAGUUUUUCACCACAAAAGGGCUUCAUUACAGACAGAAAUACUCCACAGCUCAUGAAAAAUGGGACCAGCACUUUACAUGAUGCGUUUGUAUUUUUUGUUCAGUAUACAAUUGAAACUUAUUUCACCCUCUCUCUCCCCUCUCCCUCUCCUCCCCCUCUCUCUCCCCUCCAGGUGGGUGAGGACUCGCUGGGUGCUCCUGGCGCUGUUCUGGCUGGGCUGGGUGGGGAUGCUGGCUGGGGCCAUAGUGAUCAUCGUCCAGGCCCCCAGGUGUAAACCCAUACCUGAGAUGAACUGGUGGAAUCAGGGUCCUCUCUAUCAGAUAUCUGACCUGGGCGCCUUCAAUCAAGACAAGGGAAUUAAAGGUGAGGGUAUUGAUAAGGCGAUAGGACACCAUUAGCUUCAGGAAUAUCUACUAAGAUAAAACAGGACCUCGUACACACAUCCUUAUGGGUAAUGUAGUAGAUCAUACUGGUGGAACCGGGGGUCCUCUUACCAGGUCUCUGACCUGGACGUCUUCAACCACCACAAGAGAGUCAAAUUAAAGGCCCUAAUCUUUAUCUUGGCCAGGUCGCAGUUGUAAAUGAGAACUUGUUCUCAACUGGCUUACCUGGUUAAAUAAAGGUGAAAUAAAAAAAAUAAAAAAAGGGAUGGAACAGCGGCUUCUAGCAACCGUCAUGACAUGAGUAUAACGUGAACAGCCUGCUUGGUCCCAAAUAAGUGGUUUGCCUUGUGGUUCUAAUUUGGCCAGUUUGGCAGGGGCUGAGUGUCUUGUGACCAUCUCAUGCCUCCAGACGGCCCAGGGCCCGGUUUCCCAAAAGCAUCUAAAGGCUAAGUUCAUCGUUAGAACCUUCGUAGGAGCAUCGUUAAAUCUCCGAGCUGUUUCCCCAAAACCAUCGUUACUGAAGUUGCACUUGAAAACUCCGGUUAUUUAUCGACUGCCUCAGACCGCUGGUGGAACAGCCAAGUGUGUAGUUGGGUGUGUUUAUUCUACUUAAUACACAGAAGAUCUAAACAUAGAAUCAAGAUGUGUAUUUGUCUCUCUGACUGCUGAUAACUUCAAAAUGAAGUUGACUACAAAUGCAAAGUUGCAAGUGUUUUUUGUGUGCAAUUGUUACAAACAAGGGAAGGAUAAAAAUAUGUCUGAAAUGAAAACCGAGAUGACUGCAUUCAGAUAAAUAGCCUAUCUACAGUAUAGGCUGCAUAGGCCUAUGUUAUGUUCAUUCAAUUGAGUUUUAUUUAGCUAUGUGGCGGCCGUCUAUCAUGUUUGCCUCGAUGUCACGACGUGUAGCCUAAUGUGUGCAAUGAUUGACCAAAUCUUGAUCUAGUGCAUUAUUACAGGGCGAUCUCUCUCUAGGUAGCUGAUCUGAAGUCAGUAUUGUGGAAAUAAUUCUAAUGUUAAGGAAAGAUUUGAAUGGAGAGAGCUGACCCCAGAGCAGCGAUAUCUCUGCGUGGUGUCUUGGGGAAAACCGCACGUUACAUUCUCCGUCCGUUGUAAGAAAGAUGCGUUGUUAAAACGCUGGUAGGCCUAGAUUCCAUCGCUAUGGGGGAAAACCAGGCCCUGGCCUUAAAAAAAGGGGAAAAAAAAUUUUUAAAAAAAAAGGGUGGAAACCUUUUUUAAAGAGCGAGUUUUGGGGCCCCCCUUUUAAAAAAAAGGGCCUGUGGGUUUUAAUUUUUAAAAGGGUUUUAAAUUUGCCCCCCCGCCAAAAGGGGGGGUUUAAGAAUAAAAGGGAAAAAAAAAACCGAACCGAAAAAGGGGGAAAAAAAAAAUUUUUAAAAGGUAAAAGGAAAAACCCCUUUAGAACCCCGGGGAACCCAAAAAUUUUUGGGGGGUUUUUCAAAAAAAAUUUUUCAAAAUUUUUAAAAAGCGAGGGGGCCCCCGAAGGAAAAAAAAAAACUUUUUUUUUUUUUAAAAAAAAAAAAACUUAAAAAGGGGGUAAAAAAUAAUUUGGGUGGGGGGGAUGGGUUUUAAAAGAAAAAAAAGGGGGGCGGUGGGUUUUCCCCUUUUUAAAAAAAAAAAAGUCAAAUUUUAAAAUACUCCCCCAAAAAAGGGGGUUUUUUGGGGGGGGCCAAAAGGGAAAAUUUUCCCCCCAAAAAAAUUUUUGAGUUUAAACCCCAAAAGGGGGCGGGUUUGGGGGGAAAAAAAGAAGUACCCCGUUUUUAAAAGGGCUUUUCCCCGUAAAAAGUUUAAAGGGGGGAAAAAGGGGGGGGAAAAAAGGGAAAAAGGGAAAAUAUUUUUUGGGGGAAAAAAAAUUUUUUUUCGGAAGAAAAAAAAAAAAAAGGGGGUUGCAUUUUUUUUAAAAAUUUUUUAGGGUUUUUCCCCCCUUUAAAAAAAAAUUUUGAUUUUUUUUAAAAAAACCCCUUUUUUCCCCCCGGGAAACAGAAACCCCCUUUUUUAGGGCCCCGGGGGUUUUUGGGUUUUUUUUUGGUAAAAAAAUUUUUUGGGAAAAAGGAAAAAAAGGGGGGGGAAAAGGGGGGGGGGGGGGGUUUCCGGGGGGGAAAAAUUUUUUUUUUUUUUUUUUGGGACCCCCCAACCGUCCCCAAAAAAACCCCCCAAAAAGGGGGCCCCCUUUUUUUACCUUUUUUCCCCCUUUUUUUUGAGGGUUCCAAACCCCCCCGGGGCCCCCCGGGGGGGGGAAAAAAAAAACCCGGGGGGCCCCCAAAAAACUAAAAAACCAGAGAGGGCCCCCGGGGGAAGACCAAAAGGGGAAAUCUUUUUUUUCCCCCCCGGGAAAUGAAGGGGGGAAAAAAAAACCCCCCACCGGGAAAAUGGGGAAAAAAACCCCCGGGGGAAAAAAAAGGGGCCCCAAAAAUAGGGUUUUAAAAAUCUUUUUUUAGUUAUAAUUUAAAUAUUGUUUUUCUUUAUUUUUUUCCCCUUUAUUUCUUUUUCCCUUUUUUUAAAUUUUUUUUUUUUUUUCUUUAUUUUUUUUUUCCCUUUUUUUUUUCCCUUUUUUGGGGGGGUUUUUUUUUUUAAAAUUUUUUUUUUUUUAAUUUUUUUGGGCCCCAAAAAAAAAAUUUUUUUUUGAAAUUUUUUUAAAAAAAACCAUGUAAAAAAAAAUGGGGGAAAAAAUUUUUUAAAAAUUUUUAAAAAAAUAAAAUGUUUAAAAUAUAAAAAAAAAAAUUUUUUUAAUUUUUUCGGGGGGAAACCCCCCUUUUUUUUUUAAAAAAAACUAAAAUUAAAAACCCCCGGUUCGGGGUUUAAAAAAACCCCCAAAAUAAACCCCGGGCAAAAACCCCCUUAAACCCAAAAAACCCCGGGUUUUUGGUUGUAAAAAAAAAGGGGUUUGUAAAGGCCCCUUCCCCUUUGGGGGGUUUUUUAUAUUUUUCCCCCCCAUUAAAAAGGCUUUUACCCCCCCUUUAUAAUCCUUGGGGUUGGAAAAUUUUUUAAAAAGGGGGUUGGGCCAUAAAGUUAAAUUCCCGUUCGGUUCUCUUGGUUUUCCCCCCCCCCCGGACCCUUUGGGGGGAAAUCCCAAAAACCCCCCGUGAUCUCUAAUCUCUCUCAGUCUCUUCUCUCUAUAUUUCUCAUCUGUAUCUCUCUCUCUCUCUCUCUCUCUCUCUCUCUCUCUUCUCUCCCGAGUGUUGUGGGGUGGCGGGUUUAACUAGACAGUCUUCUGAACCAGUUGAAGGUGAAGGGCCUGGUUCUGGGGCCUCUCCACACUGUACAGAAGGACCAGGCAGACACACUAGACCUUGUCUCCAUGAACCCUGUUGUAGGAACGGACCAGGACCUGCUGAUCCUGCUGGAAAAGGCACACAAGAAGGGUGAGUGAUCUGUUUGUCCCAUUGGGCUGACUGAAGACUGUUGAUGUCAUUAAUACUGUCUGGACUCUCUGCUCAUCCUAUCCAGCUGACAAUAGAGAAUAUUAUAGUGUAGAAUCACAAUGGAUCUUGGGUCUGAAUAAAGCCUUAAAAUACUCUCCACCUUUUCAUGAUCUCCUCCUGACUGAAGCACUCUUUAAUUUACCUCUCUCUAUCCGUCAGGUAUCUCUGUGGUGUUGAACCUGACCCCUAACCCUGGAGCUGACCCCUGGUUCAGUCCUGACCGCCUGCCUGAAGUACUGGACAAACUCGGGGUGAGACAGUGUGUGUGUGUGUGUGAGUGAGAGAGAGAAAGGGAUCUGUGCCAUUUUGAAUACCCUUCAUAUAUCUCUUCUCUCUCUGUGUCACUGGUCUGUGUUUAUGAGUAGUAACCAACCUCUCGCCCCUGUUGUAGUAAAAUGGUUCAAGGCAACUCUCUGUAUUUGAAAUGUGUCUAAUAUAAUUCCUUCAGGCUGCUGCUGAACACUGGCUAGGUAUGGGUGUGGACGGAGUGCAGGUGUCCGGCCUCGCUGCUGCCUGCGACUCUUCUGAUUGGGCCAAGGUCCAGGGUGUCGUCCAGGGCAACAGGACAGAGGUGGACGUGAAGAAGAGGUAACUAAUAGUCACACAGCAGACGGACAGUCAGACAGACAGAGACAGGCAGGACGGAUAGACGGACAGUCAGACAGGGACAGGCAGGACGGAUAGACGGACAGUCAGACAGUCAGACAGACAGAGAGAGGCAGGACGGAUAGACGGACAGUCAGACAGUCAGACAGACAGAGACAGGCAGGACGGAUAGACGGACAGUCAGACAGUCAGACAGACAGAGACAGGCAGGACGGAUAGACGGACAGUCAGACAGUCAGACAGACAGAGACAGGCAGGAGGAUAGACGGACAGACAGACAGACAGACAGAGACAGGCAGGACGGAUAGACGGACAGAGACAGUCAGACAGACAGAGACAGGCAGGACGGAUAGACGGACAGUCAGACAGUCAGACAGACAGAGACAGGCAGGACGGAUAGACGGACAGUCAGACAGUCAGACAGACAGAGACAGGCAGGACGGAUAGACGGACAGUCAGACAGUCAGACAGACAGAGACGGGCAGGACGGACAGUCAGACAGUCAAAUAGGCAGGACGGAUAGACGGACAGUCAGACAGUCAAAUAGGCAGGACGGAUAGACGGACAGACAGAUAAACGGACAGAGACACAGACAAUUAGAUAGACGGACAGACACAGACAAUUAGAUAGACGGACAGAGAGACAGACAGGCAGGACGGACGGACGGGCAAGACGAACAUUCAGACAGACAUUACUGAAUACACCCCCUGGACUUGAUUCCUACUGGGUCAUAGCUUAGUCAAGACACGUUGUUUUGAUUAUUUGUGGGGUCAGGAGAGAGACGAGGGAAAGGCUUUAGUUGGAUCACAGCUCAAUCAAGUUUGGGGGAAACAGAGAAGCACAUGCAGAGUGGCCUGGAGGCUACAUUCUUCUGGUGGUCGGUGGUAUUGCAGUAGUCUGGGAAUACAGCGCCCUCUCCUGGACAUUUAGAAGUCUGGGAAUACAGCGCCCUCUCCUGGACAUUUAGUAGUCUGGGAAUACAGCGCCCUCUCCUGGACAUUUAGUAGUCUGGGAAUACAGCGCCCUCUCCUGGACAUUUAGUAGUCUGGGAAUACAGCGCCCUCUCCUGGACAUUUAGUAGUCUGGGAAUACAGCGCCCUCUCCUGGACAUUUAGUAGUCUGGGGAAUACAGCGCCCUCUCCUGGACAUUUAGUAGUCUGGGAAUACAGCGCCUCCCUGGACAUUUAGUAGUCUGGGAAUACAGCGCCCUCUCCUGGACAUUUAGUAGUCUGGGAAUACAGCGCCCAUCUCUGGACAUUUAGUAGUUGGGAAUACAGCGCCCUCUCCUGGACAUUUAGUAGUCUGGGAAUACAGCGCCCUCUCCUGGACAUUUAGAAGUACUGUUAGGUAGUCCAUGUCUGAGCAAAGUCUAAACGUGAAGUGAGAAUGUAUACGAUAAUUCAAUCUCGUCUCCUUCACUCUCGACCUCGAGCGCUAGAAUCUCAUACUCCUCUGGAGUCGAGGCGAGACCGUCGAGAGCUAGGCGCUGAGCGCGCGUCCGCUAUUCAGCUGCUCAGAUCCGACUUAUUUCUCGAUCUCAUCUCUCGUCUCUGCUCUUCUUCUUCUUUCGAGUGGAUACUUCGAUUUCUUAGCGAUCGCAUUGCGCUGCGCGUAGGGCGAGCUGCCUAGGACUAGCGCUUCGCGUGACGCUGCGAGAGCGAGUCAGACGAUGCUCGCGACGAGGCGCGAGAGGCGAGGCGAGCGAGAGCGAGCGAGGAGCGCGAUGCGAGAGAGCGAGAGCGCGAGCGAGCGGAGCAGCGCGACGAGAGAGCUGCGCGGCGGAGCAGAGAGUAGCGAGAUGAGCGCGAGGCAGCGAGGCGCCGAGAGCAGAGAGAGAAAUGCUUAGUGUGUCUAUCUUGUCGAUAUGCUCGCUGAUGCUAGGCGAGAGCGGAGAUAACGCGGUGAGAGAGAUAGAGGAUGGAGAGGAGGGGAGAGAGGAGGAGAGAGAGAGAGUAGAGCGAGACUAGAGCGAGGGGAGGAUGAGACGCUAUACGAUACUCCUCCUGUCCUCUCUCUCUACUCUAUCUAUCUCUCUCUCUCUCUUCUCUCUCUCUCUCUCUCUCUCUCUCCUCUCUCUCUCUCUCUUCUCUCUCUCUCUGUCUCUCUGUCUCUAGAGCUCUAAUAGGGGUGGUUGAUGGUCUCAACUCCUCUGCUGUCUCUCAACUUCUCAACUCCUCUGGUGUGGACCUGAUACUGUCUGAUGUCCUUAACAAUGGUAACUCAGGUAACCAGAACAUUUCUAAUACACUUAAAAAAUAUAUAUAACACAAAACAGUGAGUGCUACCUUAGACUAAAUAUUGGUCCUAAACAUAGAAAAGCCAAAUUGGAAGGACAAAGGAUAAAAAUAAACAAAUAAAUCAAAAUGGUAGCAGUUAAAAAUAGAUAAGACAAACUCCUUGUUGCCCUGGUUAAAAGCAGUCCACUACAUUGGGAAAUAAUGGGGUGUAAUUUGAGAUGUUCCCUUGCAGGUGUCCAUCGAGCCCAGUCCAUCUACAGCCUGGUCUCUACCCAGAAACAAAGCUCCCUAGCCUGGGGGCUAGGAGGUAAGAGAGACAAUGGUCUUUAGAACCAUUUAGAGUUUUAUCAAAUGACAAAAUACAACUUUAAAAUACAUAUUUUUUUUAUUUUCUUUUUAACAGGCACUUGGGGGAACCAUCUGGCGUCAGUGGUAGAGAAACCAGAACUGGUCCGACUCUACCAGCUAAUGCUCUUCACUCUGCCUGGAACACCGGUCUUCAACUAUGGAGAUGAGAUGGGACUAGUGGACCAGGUACGGAGAGGAGGAGAUGGUGGUGGACGGGGGAAAGCGGAGGAGGAUAACCAUUUGGACACGGGUCUAUUUAUUUUUUUCCAAACCGUAGCAAAUAUGUGUUGCAGUGGAAAAAACGAGUGAAUUUGAAAGUGUUGAUAAACAAUGUUCUGAACAAACAAGCUUUAGAGAUGAACCGAUACUCUUGCCUUGCCUACCCUUGUAAUAUUUUACAGCAGAGUUCCUUGUCUGGCGUUAACUCUCCUCUCUCUCUCAGGGCUCCACCUCUCCUAAGAUGCUGUGGGACAUUGAGGAGGAGGCGGCGGCUGAAGGAGCUGGGAACAACGAGACUGCUGAGGUACUUGUUAUACCACCCUCUAGUGUUAGCUACAUGUAACAGCGCUGAAGCUGUUCUGGCUCGUGGUGGCCCAACGCCCUAUUAAGACACUUUAUGUUGGGGUUUCCUUUAUCUCCUGUAGUCUCCUGUAGCUCAGUUGGUAGAGCGUGGCGCUUGCAACGCCAGGGUUGUGGGUUCGAUUCCCACGGGGGGAGCAGUAUGAAAAAAAAAUUAUGCACUCACUUAACUGUAAGUCGCUCUGGAUAAGAGCGUCUGCUAAAUGAUAAAAUGUCAAAUUACUAACCCUAACAGCAUACUUAUAUCACCCAGUCAUUAAAGUAAUGUGGUUGAUCUCUCUCGCUUACUCCCUCUCUCGCUACGCGACGCACGAUCGGACGCCUCUACCACCACAGCACACUAGAACAAAGAACAGAAGAGGAUAAGAAGGAAAAAAAAAACCUCCACCCCCACACCCCCCCCACCCCCCCCCCCCCCCCCCCCCCCCCCCCCCCUCCCCCUCUCUCACUCUCAACACUGACACAGACACACUUACCCCACCAGACAUGCCACCAGGGGUAUUUUCAGUCCCCAGGUCCAGAACAAAUUCAAGGAAACUUACAGUAUUAUACAGAGCCAUGAGUGCAUGGAACUCCCUUCCAUCUUACAUAGUGCAAGUGAACAGCAAACCUGGUUUUAUAAAAAACUAUUAAAGCAACGCCUCACGGCACAACGCCUCUCCCCCCAUGUGACCUACUUGUUGUGUGUAUGUACUGACAUGUAUGUGGAACUGAUAGAUGCACACACUACAUGUUAAUGUUUUUAAAUGUAUGUAAAUUGUAAAGUAUUUUCUUUGUUAUCUGUCGGACCCCAGUAAGACUAGCUGUCGCCGUUGGAGUCUGCCAAUGGGGAUCCCAAUCAAACAAAUCUAAUCUCUCUCUCCUCCCUCCUCUCCAGGCCCAGAAAACUCAUCGUCUGACCUGUCGUUCGUGGUUUAGGACCCUCUCUGACCUGAGGGGUAAGGAACGUUCCCUCCUCCACGGAGACUACUUCCCCUCCACUCUUCCUCCUCAUCCCUCGCUUUCCUGCGUCUGUGGGACCAGAGCGAGAGAUACGUGACGGCCGUCAACUGGGGCUCCGCCACCCUAACCAUGGUCCUCAACUACCCAGGUAUUUAUUCAUUUGAAUAUGCGUUAUUUAUUCGGGAGAUCACAUUGAGACGUAUUUUCCAACGAGACCAGAGUAUAGCCUGAAAAGCAAUAAAUGGUCAAGCAGCAACAUAUGAGAAGUCAAAACAUGAUUUAAAAAAUAAAUAUAUACGUUAAAAUACUGACAGGAUUUCCCCUCCUCCUCUUCCCAGACCUGAGUCUCCCGGAGCAGGCUAAAGUCAAGCUGAGUACGGACCCUGAGAACCUGGCUGCAGACAGCUCUGUCUCGCUGGAUAAACUGCUGCUGGGACCAGGACAUGCUGUUCUACUGACAUUCCCCUUCGCUUAGGAAGGGCUAGAGCAGAGACCAGGGCUACAACAGGCCAGAACAAGAAACUAAUAGACCUAACUUUUAGACCGUGGGCGGAGGGAGAAUGCAGAGGAUGUUUUCGACCACAGACAACUAGCAGAAGGAAUAUACAGUAUGAAACAGUCGUUUUUAGCCAGUGCUUAGGUCGGUAUUGAGGUUGAGUAUUUCCAACUGUUAAAACAUUCCAGUUCAGAUUUGAUGAAAUGUUUUUGUUGGCCAUUGUUUGAAAACUUUUUAAAAGGAACUUUUUAGUUCCAUAUUUUUUCAAUUUGUUUAUGACAUGUUGUGUUGAACUGUUUGGAGAGGGGAACAUGUCAGUUUGAAUUUAAAAACGGUUAAUUUUCAAUCUGUCCAUUCCAUCCAGUGGAAUAUAAUUGUCAUUCAAAUGCUAGUAUUGGAGGAGAUAGUAUUGCUAGCUUCCUACUGCUAGAUGUUGUUCUGACUAAAAAGUUGAAAGGAAUCAAAUAAAAAGCCCUGCGUUAUAUUGCCUGGUGACAAUCAAAUA